AUGAAUGCCACACAGUUGACUGAGUUGAUGGGUACUCAUGAUUUUAUGCAGCUUCAGGAGCAGCUGCAACAUGGCACCAAUAGCUACAACACAGACGGACACAAUGGACUAUCGCCAGAAACGGCGGAGCGAGCAUCGCGUCCUGUCCGACGCGCUACGAGAAGGACCUCACAGCUAAGCAAUACUACAUACGAUCUGGAGAUGACGGACUCAAGCUCCCAGAGCGAUGACACAAGUGGCGGCGGUGGCAGCAGCAAUGGCGGCAGCAGCACCAACAACAACAAUGGCGGUCAGCAUCACUCCUCGGCGCGUCCUUCGAGCCGUGGACGGCCCCAGCAGUUGCAACAGACCGCAGCUUCCGCCAACAAUAAUAAUAAUAAUAACAACAACAACGGCUCCAGUGCUGCCAACGCCAAUCGACGCCGCAAGGGAGCUCUGAACGCCAAGGAGCGCAAUCUGCGGCGCCUCGAGUCCAAUGAAAGGGAACGCAUGCGCAUGCACAGCCUGAACGAUGCUUUCCAGUCGCUGCGCGAAGUCAUUCCACAUGUGGAAAUGGAGCGACGGCUGUCAAAGAUUGAGACGCUGACGCUGGCCAAGAAUUACAUAAUCAAUCUGACGCACAUCAUACUCUCUAAGCGAAACGAGGAGGCGGCAGCCAUGGAGUUAAAUGGGGGCGUUUUGCUCACUAGUAUCUCGGCGGAGGGUAAUGGCGGCGGCGGUGGUGGCGGGGGCAGUGUGGCAGCAACAGCCGCAAAUGUUGUCACCGCCAAUGGUCUGUGCUUCGAUGAUGCGUUGGCCAAUGCUGGCGCCUACGAUUGUGCAUUGCUUGCUGCCUCAGACAACAGUUUGCUGAGCCCGGCGCCACCCCCUCCGACUCUAAUACUCAAUGGAGGUGCCUCUGCUGCCAGCUUUGCGGAUGUCAACGAUAACUUCGAUGAGCCGUUUCGAGAGUUCUUGUAA
Scaptodrosophila lebanonensis is the source of this 960-nucleotide messenger RNA. RefSeq names its product protein dimmed (gene dimm). The transcript has 3 exons. Gene Ontology annotation, molecular function: protein dimerization activity. NCBI's taxonomy places the organism in Eukaryota, Metazoa, Arthropoda, Insecta, Diptera, Drosophilidae. The coding region runs from base 1 to 960 and encodes 319 amino acids. The record is from RefSeq and is a predicted model, not a curated record.